AUGGGAGACACCUCGUCACCACCUGCUCCAAGACAAUAUCAGAAUUUCCGCUCUCAGAUCUCGACCAACUGGCGUAUCAAAGACGACUCGCCGCGUCUCGAGCAACCCCAGUCUCGGUCUCGGUAUAGCAGAUCCAACGGCCAUCAGCACUCGAAUUCUCAGUCAAUUCCACAUUCAGCGUCAGAUGAUGCUCCAGGCACCAGACUCUACGUCGGGAAUCUCCCGUACACUGCACAGAAAGCGGACAUUGAAUCGCUAUUCACGGGGCAUGGAUUCAAAGUGGUGGGCGUGAGUAUCUCCACCGACCCUUUCACGGGAAGGAAUCCGAGUUACUGCUUUGUCAAUGUGGAGACGGCGGAGGAGGCAGAGAGGGCUAUGACCGAGCUGAACGGUGUGGAAGUACUGGGGAGAGCGGUGAGGGUGAGCCCAGGCGUUGCAAAGCGUGAGCAGGGCCAGGGUCAAGGACCGGGACAGAAUGGGAGCGGUGGGAGAGAAGCCAGAGUUAGGAACGUUGAGCGGGGCUGGGGACGAGAAACGAGGCAAGAAAGAAACUCGGAAUACAAGCCCACAUUCGACCGCUGGAGCCGCACUGAUGCGCCCUCGCAUUGGCUAACUCCCCAGAGCGAAGGUCGGCGUCUGUACAUUGGCAAUCUGCCGCGAAUGGAGCCGCAAUCCGCCGUCGACGAAGAAAUCCAAUCGCUUUUCUCGACAUAUCUGUCCGAGUUUGGCAUCGCUCCAAUGGCCGUGUCCAAGCUCAUUUCCCCACGCCCCAGCAAGGCUGGCGAGCCGGGCAACCACCACUACUGCUUCGUUGACCUGGAGCGGGCCGAGGACGUGGACAUCGUGAUUGAGAAGCUAGAUGGGAAGGAAGGCCGUUGGGACGGGACGUUGAGGGUGAAUCGUGCAAAGGAGCACCGAGAGCGUGGCGCCCAAGACAGAAAGGUUAUUAGGGAGCAGGGUCUGAAUAUGGAGGACAGAAGAGGCAGUGGAAGUGGUGGCUAG
Messenger RNA from Rhinocladiella mackenziei CBS 650.93, 1002 nucleotides. RefSeq lists its product as uncharacterized. Lineage: Eukaryota; Fungi; Ascomycota; Eurotiomycetes; Chaetothyriales; Herpotrichiellaceae. The transcript has 2 exons. Gene Ontology annotation, molecular function: RNA binding. The record is from RefSeq and is a predicted model, not a curated record. The coding region runs from base 1 to 1002 and encodes 333 amino acids.